Osmia lignaria (orchard mason bee) is the source of this 5458-nucleotide messenger RNA. Its product is annotated as GTPase-activating Rap/Ran-GAP domain-like protein 3. Gene Ontology annotation, biological process: regulation of small GTPase mediated signal transduction. Gene Ontology annotation, molecular function: GTPase activator activity. Lineage: Eukaryota; Metazoa; Arthropoda; Insecta; Hymenoptera; Megachilidae. The record is from RefSeq and is a predicted model, not a curated record.
UUUUAGAAUGUCUGACAAUGAAACUGAUUCUUUAAUGAUGAUGCAUAUUUUAGAUUUUUCAAAUAUUCGAGAGUUUACAAUCGGAAAAGUGUGCCGAGAAAAGUAAUUUGACAAUUAUUAAAACAUUUUCGACGAGCAGAGUUCGCUCGAACAAUUCCAAUUAAUUACCGUAACGAAUAAAGUAGUAAAUGGCUGUUUCUGUUUGUUAUAUGCUGUUAAUUAAAAUGUCGAAGUUGAAGGACGCUUCCUAUAUUUUAAUCAACUUGAGGACUUUUUGAUACUCGUUCAUUUCUGUGAAAUUAUUACAAGUUUCUUUUGCAACCCUGGGUAAUUCCGGAUGAAAGGAAUCGCAGUCAAGGUGAAUGUCACUAUACGAUCCUUUCCUUUAAUUUUGAUGGAAAAAAGAAAUGGAAAAGGAAAGAAAAAUCCAUGAACACGUGUGCUGCUUGUUAAAAUUAAAAAGCAAAAUAAUUGCUUCAGUUUAGUGUAUAAUUUAGAGACUAAAAAUUUAGAAAACGAAAAUAAUAUGAGAUACAAAAUCACAUUAAAAUUGUGACUCUCUUCAUGGUCCGUCGUUCGAGGGUUAAAUUACAUAUCUGUCAUUAUAAUUAGUAAUACUUUUCUAUUUUUAUAAAAACCUUCAAGCUUAUUAGUAAAACAAGAUUCUAUUGUUAUUUAUACGCAAUUUUCUCCGUAUCUAAAUUGUAAUUGCAACAAUUCAAGGUAAUGAAAAUCUAAGGAAGCAAUUUUCAUUAUACCUUGACUAUUUCUUUUCUCCGUACUUAUCACCACGUGUGGUCUUAUAUAGUAACGUUUAAAUAAGACACUCUUUCAAUCCACCGCAAAUGAAAAAAAAAGUGACUGUCUGAAAUUGUUAUUUUGUCCAUCAAAUAAUUAAACGUAGGUAUCCAAUGUUACUUUAUUUGAAAUAAACUUCUAUCGGUUUUUAAGAAUAUUGUUUUCAGUUUUCCAACUAAGAUUUUAUAAAGUUUUUUUAAAUUACUCGUCGGAUAAGGAAAAGUAACCCCCACGAAAAAAUGGCGAUGGUUGUCCAUUUAAUUUCAUCGCCGAUCGUCCAAUUACGCGAGAUAGCGUCAGUGAGUCAUCAAUUCAAGAGACUGUAACGCAUUUGAAAAAGUCUCAAAAGAGGCGAAGACGAAGAACAUUUAUCAGGCUUAUCGGUUCGAUCUGAAAGGGUGAAGAAACACUGUUUAAACUGCACGAAGAUGAUGUGCUUGGACAUAAAGUUAGUCUCGCGUUUACGAGGAGUCUCGUCGACGAGUAGCGCGACGAACGUUUCGGCGACGACCCCCUCGUCGGCAACCUCGACCUCGUCGACGACCGCUUUUCUGGAGAAGUGCAAACGUGGCAAAGGAAGAAGAGAAAGCACCGGAGACGCGAGCUCGGUGACCGAGAGCGACAGCGAAGAGGAAACGUUGCCGAUCGGUCCUGAGAUGAUUCGUCGGAACAGAUCAAGAUCGGUUUGCGUGUCUGCAUUGUCGUCUAUGCACCAGGGGCAUCUGCGUCGACGAGCCAGCCACCAUGUGUCCACAAAUGAUACCAUUUCCAGGCGAGGAGUUCUUUCCAGACGAUAUUAUGGCAGCGUUGAAAUGCUACCGCAGAUAGAGCAAGACGGCUAUGACAAUGGGCGAAGAUUUCGAGUUGAGAACGGAGAUUCUCCUGGGGAGAAAGAGGAAAUGUUCGGAUCACCGAGUACACCGAUAUUGGAAAACCCUGAGUACCAAACGCGUUGGUACUUCAAGUACUUCCUCGGCAAACUACAUCAAAACUAUAUAGCUGCUGAUCCAGAAAGGAAUUGUCUAUUCUUGUCGGUGGUAACCAACGAAGUCAGCGAUCAAAGUGUACCACAUUACAGAGUGAUUUUAUGGACAAAAUCAGGCGCACAAAAGAUAUCGCUGCCAUAUUCUGCGAACAAAACGAUAACUAUAAGACAGAUCCUGAGUAAUUUCUUUGGAUUGGAUAAGCUUGACAAAGCUCCUCGCGAGGUUUUUGCGCCGGAGAUACAAAAAGAUCUGUUGCUGUUGGAGGAACAAGAGGGUUCUGUGAAUUUCAAAUUUGGCAUAAUAUAUGCAAAGAAAGGGCAAACCACCGACGAUGAGAUGUUGUCUAACGAAAAGGGUAGCCCUGACUUCGACAAGUUCCUUGAGAUCCUGGGCGAAAGGAUACGAUUGAAAAACUGGGACAAAUAUCGAGGUGGUUUGGACGUGAAAGGCGACAUGACGGGAAAAGAAAGUUAUUAUACAGUGUACGCGGGGCAUGAAGUUAUGUACCAUGUGAGCACGAUGCUUCCUUACUCAAAGGACAAUCCGCAACAGCUAGAGAGAAAGCGGCACAUCGGCAACGACAUCGUGAAUAUCAUUUACACGGACGACCCUAACGCGAUAGACACUUUCAACCCUAAUUGCAUCAGAAGUCAAUUUACACAUGUGUUUGCGGUGGUGUCAACCGAGGAUAAUGGCAAAGGAUGGCGAGUAGCCAUAUUUUGCGACGAAAGUGUACCACUGUUUGGGCCCAGUCUACCCUGUCCGCCCGUCUUCGAGGAUCCCUACACCCUGAGGGAGUUUCUUUUAGUGAAACUGAUAAACGGAGAAAAAGCGACGUUCAACACUCCAACGUUCGCCCAAAAGAGGGAGAGAACAUUGGACGCCCUGCUACGAGACAUGUACCAGGAACAUUCGCAGGAUAGCAAAAGCAACGCUCCAGGUCGACGUCGCGAGGAAACACGGGCCGUGGAGAUGGUGCAGGUCGGCCAGGCUUUGAAGUUGGAAGCGAUCGUUAGGGGUCUCGCGCCAACUUCUUUAGCCACAGCCGGACCUUUGAAGCCAAGACCGUGGGAGCCACGGUGCAUCUACCCGGAUUUUCCCCACGAAAUCGUCUGCGGUGACGUUUGGUUAGACAACAGGCUGAUCCUCGCCAGCGAGAAUGGAACGUUUCUGCUCGAAGACAGCAUAUCGCACAGAUUAAUCUUCGACGAGUCCGUGCAGAUCAAGCAACUGGACGUGGUGGAGCAACACGGUAUACUAUUGUUUCGUACCGGGGACAAAGGGAAAGAGAGCAACGUUUACGUGUUUCGUUUGAAAGAGUUUGAGAACAACACCGGUAACAGAUCUGCCGAAGUACCGAACGACCGUGAGGAGGAUCAGGACGGCGAAGACAACGGCGAAGAUGAGGAUGCCGAGGAUGACGGGGACGAGAGCGAGGACAAUGAUUGUGAUAAUUUUACAAGAGCCACAGCGAAAUUCAAGCCCGUCAUUCGUCGUACUCGCGCUCGUGUUCGUCCAUUGGCUGUCAGAGGACGAACCCACAUAAAAGAAAGAAAACUACCACGAACGAGAGGAUGCAAUUUAUACAGUAUUACCAUGCCUGGUGGUUCCCAUUUACGCAUGUGUGUGGUAGUUGGACGACGUUUGACGGUUCUACAGUGGAAACACAGUGCAGCAUGGACUGCAUGGUGUUCUGCAGCAGACACGGAUACCAUCGAUGGUUUUCUAUUUGUGAAGGAAUUCAACGUGAACGAAACCCCUUCUUUAGUGACAAUAAUGGAGAAUACGAAUAAUGAAUGGACGCUAUGCUGUGGCGUGCGACAUCAUUUUGAACUGAUCUCAUCUUCUGGAAGCACAAGAGUCCUUCACAUCGAAGGAACACCAAAGCCUCAUCUAGUGGCUGCCUUAAAUCUCUGUGAAGACGAGGAACCUGAACUACUGCUUUGUUAUAAUAACACCUGCCACUUUCAAAAGAUAUGGGAGGAGAGUACCACACCAACGGAAUUCGAUUUCAACUGGAAUUCUGUACCGGCAGCAAUAGCUUGUGCCUUUCCUUAUAUAAUUGCCUUCACUAACGAUACCAUGGAGAUACGGUUAAUCAUCAAUGGAAACCUGGUGCAUACGAUCGCAAUGCCCAAUUUGAAUCUGUUCACAUCCAAACAAGAUAUCUUCUUCUCGACGACAGCCCCGGAAUUUCUACCAGGCAAAUGCGAAAGAAUCCGGCUGGACACAAAGCCUGCGGACAAAGAAGAACCGGUUUCCAGUCCAUCUCCUUUCACACAAUCUUCGUCAUCGUCCCGAACUAAUCUGCAAAACAAUCAUGGUGAAUGGAAACCAAUAAGAAUCUAUCAAAUACCGCUGCAAACAUUGUCCAGAAGCACUCUGUCGAAUUGUUCGCAAAGACGGUGUCCCAGUCCGGCCGAACCGGAAGUCGUCUCUGCUCCACCAACCAGCGACAAGAGUUUCCUAAGCGUCGAACCUCAUCGGGCAUUGAGUAGAUCCUGCAGUAGCAGUCCAACGCCAACACCGACGAACCUGAUACCACCACGAAUCAGAAAAUAAAUAAAUUUUGAUAAUUUACUAAGAUUUUAACGGAUUGCAGGUACCUGAAGCUUGUGCCUCGGUAGGAUGAAGGAAACGCAGUCGUGUAGCUAGUUUUACUGCCGUUGCAACAGCAAUCGAGAUGCUACGUGCGAAAAGUGCCCUUGGCGUCUUUUAAGUGAAAGACUAUUGAAGCUAACUUUCUUUUAGAUAAAUGUUUAUCUGCCGAUGAAACUGUGUAAUGUUGAUCACCGGAGUAAAAUAUGGAAAAAAUAGGAAGUGGGUAUUUAGGAAGCAGAAUGGAUUCGUUAUUGACAGAUGGGGUACCAUUAUGCUAAAAGAAAAUCAGCUUUAUUUAAAGAAAAAUGAAAUGACUUCUAUUUAUACUUGUAUCAAAAAACUUGUAUUAAAAAAGUAUUCAUUUCCAUUCCAAAAGCAGUCUAUUUCCAUUUUCAACGGAAAAUUUUGGAAAAAGUGCAGUUUCUUAUAAGACGUUGCAAAAAACAAAACAUAAUAAAAUUUAAUUUACAACAAAAUUUGGUUGUGAAUUGGUUAAUCUAUUCUCCAGAUCCUAACUUAAUCGAAAGGUUUAGAAAAUUGUCUUUAACAAAUUUAUUAAAGUUCGUUCAUUGCUAAGUUUUUUUUUCUAGUUUUUCCUGUUAUAUUACAAGUAUGAAGUUAAGGUUUGUUAAAAAUAAAUUUUCAAAAUUUUAAUAAAAACAAAUUCUUUUUGAUUAGGUAUGUUCACUAUGUUGAAUUGUUAUGAAAAUAUUCUUGCUCUAACCGGAAAUAAAUACUGAUUUAUAGAUGGUUCAUAUAUAAAUAUGGAACAAAAUAUAGUAGUCAUAAUAGAACCGAUUUUCUUGGCUUAAUGAUACCCCUUUUUUUGUCUGACGGGCUGUGCUAAUUUACGGUUGUUAAAAAAAAAAUCGUAGCAUCCAUAUGGCUACGUGUAUGUAUAUACACACAUAAACAAAUAAUUAAUAAAAUGUAUGCUGUCGUUGAUCUUUUGCUGUGAAAUUUCUCACGCCGUUGUAUCGCCUAGCGAUUUUUUUCUGUCAUUUCAGAUUGUUCGGUUUCUACGUGUAUGUAUUUAUUGCAAAUAAAAAGAAAACAAAAAGCUGUAUAAUGAA